Homo sapiens (human) is the source of this 3646-nucleotide messenger RNA. RefSeq names its product FYVE, RhoGEF and PH domain containing 2 (gene FGD2). The transcript has 10 exons. The coding region runs from base 164 to 1360 and encodes 398 amino acids. Lineage: Eukaryota; Metazoa; Chordata; Mammalia; Primates; Hominidae. Gene Ontology annotation, molecular function: metal ion binding; guanyl-nucleotide exchange factor activity; phosphatidylinositol phosphate binding. The record is from RefSeq and is a predicted model, not a curated record. Gene Ontology annotation, cellular component: cytoskeleton; early endosome membrane; cytosol. Gene Ontology annotation, biological process: regulation of small GTPase mediated signal transduction.
ACUCUGAAGCCAAGAGCCGACCUUCUGAGCCCUCAAGAAAGAUCAGAACAGAUUCAUGGGUGAUUUAGCCUAUCUGUCCCAGGCCAGCGUGGCUGAGUGUGCUGGCUGGAGGCCUCUCUCUCUGCUUCGAGGGUAGCUGAGAUCCACCCCGGAAACCGGCAGGAUGAAGGGGGCAAGUGAGGAGAAGCUGGCAUCUGUGUCCAACCUGGUCACUGUGUUUGAGAAUAGCAGGACCCCAGAAGCAGCACCCAGAGGCCAGAGGCUAGAGGACGUGCAUCACCGCCCUGAGUGCAGGCCUCCCGAGUCCCCAGGACCACGGGAGAAGACGAAUGUCGGGGAGGCCGUGGGGUCUGAGCCCAGGACAGUCAGCAGGAGGUACCUGAACUCCCUGAAGAACAAGCUGUCCAGCGAAGCCUGGAGGAAAUCUUGCCAGCCUGUGACCCUCUCAGGAUCGGGGACGCAGGAGCCAGAGAAGAAGAUCGUCCAGGAGCUGCUGGAGACAGAGCAGGCCUAUGUGGCGCGCCUCCACCUGCUAGACCAGGUGUUUUUCCAGGAGCUGCUGAAGACAGCCCGCAGCAGCAAGGCCUUCCCAGAGGAUGUGGUCAGGGUCAUCUUCUCCAACAUCUCCUCCAUCUAUCAGUUCCAUUCUCAGUUCUUCCUCCCAGAGCUGCAGCGGCGCCUGGACGACUGGACAGCUAACCCCCGCAUCGGUGACGUGAUCCAGAAGCUGGCCCCCUUCCUGAAGAUGUACAGUGAGUAUGUCAAGAACUUUGAGCGAGCGGCUGAGCUGCUGGCCACCUGGACCGACAAGUCUCCACUCUUCCAGGAGGUUCUCACUCGCAUCCAGAGCAGCGAGGCUUCGGGCAGCCUGACCCUGCAGCACCACAUGCUGGAACCAGUGCAGAGAAUUCCACGUUACGAGCUGCUGCUCAAGGAGUACAUCCAGAAGCUGCCAGCCCAGGCCCCAGACCAGGCCGAUGCCCAGAAAGCCCUGGACAUGAUCUUCUCAGCUGCCCAGCACUCCAAUGCAGCCAUCACUGAGAUGGAGCGGCUGCAGGACCUGUGGGAGGUGUACCAGCGCCUGGGCCUCGAGGACGACAUAGUAGACCCCUCUAACACCCUGCUCCGUGAGGGCCCGGUCCUCAAGAUCUCCUUCCGCCGCAACGACCCCAUGGAGCGCUACCUUUUCUUGUUCAACAACAUGCUGCUCUACUGUGUGCCCAGGGUGAUCCAGGUGGGCGCCCAGUUCCAGGUGAGGACCCGCAUCGAUGUGGCCGGGAUGAAGGCUUCAAUCCAGAGGGUUCAAGACUAUGGUGGAAUUUCUGGCAUCGUGGAGGACACAGCCAGAGAAGCUUCCUGACCACCCCUCUCUGCUGGCUCCUGAGUCCUGGUGUGUCCUGAGGGCUGGGACUGGAAGAAGCAGAGGUCUGGUCUGGCCCAUCUUGUCACUCUCCUAUUCAGCAUCACCCCUACCCCCUUCAGCCCCAGAAGGGAGCUGCAGGCAGGAGUUGAACCAGAAUGCUCUACCCUCUAGAGCCCCUGGGGCCUCCAGAGACCCCAGCAAAAGAGCCCCACCCCUGCUCCUGACUGGGGUUGCCUGGCAUCUGGAGCAAUCCAGGGCCUGGGGGUGGGGUGCAGCCUGGGAAUGAUGAAAGCUGAUGAGGGAACAUGGGUUCACAGCUCACCCCGACACCUGAGCUGACUGAAGUCUUUUAGGAGUGCAGCCCCGGCCCUGGCAUCUAGCUUUCCAUCCUGAAGGGGCCAGAAUGUCACAUAGACCAGGGCGUGUGCAGGCUUGUAUGUCUGGAGUCCUUGGUGAGUGAGGCUGAGAAAGGCAGGUUUAUAGAGAGCUACAGACAGAGAAAUGGAGACGGGUGGCCCUGCCAAAGGACUGUCAGAGACCCAGGCAUAGAAAAAUAGAGAUCGACAGAUAGGAAGGCUAAGAAAUAUAGAAACCAAAACAGAGUCAUAGAGAGAAAACAGAGAGAGCCGAGCCUGAGAGCAUCAGAUGCUUUGGGUGUGUGUUGAGAGCUCACCAGCCCUGUGUGUGCCGGGUCUCUGGAGUCUGCUAGUCUCGGCUAACAUGUCUGAUACUCCAGCAGCCGCACAGCACCCUCUCCUGGACGGCAUGGGCUUGGCAAGUGCAGAGCUGUCCACUCACCCUACUUCUGUGCAGGAACCAUUUUCUGAGUCUGUGAUUUGGAGGCAAAUCUUGCCUUUGACCAUCAUGAUGGUUCCUAUUGGCCUAUGACUCCCUGGCCUCCUCCUUCCUAGGUGUCAGGGAGGCCUAGUUCACAGCAGCUGAUUCUCUCCAAGGUCUGACUUGGUCUUAGUAUUUUGCCAUCCCCCACAGGGCCAGCCUGGGAAGAAGGAAGGGGUGUGGACACACAUACCUAGGGGCUCCACGUACAGUUGUGCAGGUUGUACACUGCACAAGGAUACCUCAUCUAAGAGGAUGUCUUCUGCAGCCAACUGCAGAUUAGCAGACUAUGAUAUAUCAUAGAUGGUAUAUUUAUAGUGAGAAUUGUCCGGCAGAUGGCAGUCAAAUGUCUUGUUCCAACAAUAUCUAGGUAUUAUGCCAGUUUGCCAACAGAUGUCAGUAAAGUGUUUUGAGGAAGGCUGUCCUUUUCUAAUUACUACAAACGUACUGUAUGGACUAGCAGGGGACUGAAUUGACCUAGCCCUGGGGAAAGUGGUUGAGGCUCAGCUCAGCACAGUUCUGGAAACUCCUCUUGAAACCUGCUGGGGAGCUGGAAGCCUCUGUAUGAACAUCCCAGGGGCAGCCUGGACCCUCAGGUCAGGAGCCCCCAGUUCCCUUUUUUCUGUCAAAAGCAUGAUAUUUCUUCCUGCUUCUGGACUGCAAACCUUGGAUUUCUCCCUUCUUUUCCCUUUCCCCUCUCCCUGACCCAGUUAGAAACCUCUUCUGUCUCUCCAGUGCACCUGGGCAGGCCAGGACCAUUUAUGAUGUUGCUUCCUAACUGGCCUUUGGGCUACAGGUUUGUCCCAUUUGGCCCACAUCCAGCCUGUCAUCCCUUGCACACAAAGAGGUAUUUGGCUCUUUCCCAAAUACCUCUUUCCACAUGACCGCCUCCUCAUUGCCAAGGGCAUCGAAUCCAAAUCACAUCAGCCCCUUCUAAGGCAAAGACUGGGGAGUGAGGCUGCAGACUAGGCCUAACCUGAGGAAAGAUGUGCUUGUACUCAGUGCUGUCUGGGUUAUGGUGAGCUGCCCUGGAAGUGUGCAAAGGCCUGGCCACCACAUGGGAGGCAGCAGAGGAGCUCAAGUGUUUGAGGAAUUUAAUGGCAACAAAGUUGCCCCACACAGAAGCUCUUGUGCUCUCAGCCUGUGUCUUAGGUUCUCUUUGCAAAUCUCUCUCCACACCGUCUGAAGGAAGUGUGCUUACAGGACUCUGGGGGUAGGAUGGAAAUAGAUGUUCUUCCAUCUCACCCUUGGGGGCUGAAAACCUGGGGUGGAAUCCUUCUUUUGCCCCUUAGGUGCUGUGUGACCUCAGGCAGCUCUCUUGCCCUCUCUGAGCAUCCAUUUCCUCAUCUCCUAAAUGAGGAUGAUAGUAUCUGCUUCCCAAGAUUGCUGUGAAGAUUAUUUUCUUCUUCUUUUCUUUUCUUUUCUUUUUUUUUUUUUUUGAGACAG